Molecule: messenger RNA, 1023 nt
Organism: Adineta steineri
Lineage: Eukaryota; Metazoa; Rotifera; Eurotatoria; Adinetida; Adinetidae
Source: the annotation of a GenBank genome assembly
AUGUUUAUCAUUCAUUUUAUUACAAUUCUUCUUAUUACUGUUAUCAAUUGUGAUCAAUCAACAAAUAUGUUAGACCAAGAUGAUAUUUUUCCUGUUAAUAUUACAAUGAAAAAUUUCGAAACAAUAAAGAAAGAUCAAAAUAUGUAUAUUCAAUAUAAAAUACCUGAUGAAGAAUUAUUCAUUAUUGGAUUUUUUCCAUUAAUCAAUUUAACUAUUACACAUCAUCUGCUUACAUUUACUUGUUCUAUUCCAUAUUCGAAUGAAUCAUUUUCUGUUGGUUUUGCUGUUGGACGUAAUACUCCACAUAAAUAUAUUAUAAUUAAUAUUCAUUAUUUAUUCAUUGGUAAAAGAGAUAAUUUUGGACUUCAAUUAUUUAUGACUCGAAAACCAACAACACGUAGUGAUGAAAUGUGUAAAAUUUAUGUAAUGUAUGCAUACAUACCAAAAAAUACAACAAGUAAUCAAGAAACUAUUGACCAACAAUCUCCGUUUCCUGUAUGUUGGGAUAAUCAAGUUUCAAGUAUGAUAGAUCUUAUUCCUGCAGACAGUGUAAUUCCACCACCUAUAUCAAAGGAUCAUCAUAUUCGUAUGCAUGGAUCAAAAUUGUCUUCUACUAAUUUUUUAUACAAUGGUGAAUCUUUAAUGAUUGAUGAUACAGAAAUGUUUGCUUCUCCUGAUAUGCUAAAACUAGCAAUUACAAGACGAUUUUCAUUUAAUCAUGAAAUUUUAGUUGUUCUAUGGAUUAUAUUGGUUACUAUUCUUAUCUUAUUUCUUAUGAUUUGUUGUAUUAUUCAUAUAUGUUUGAAUAAAAACGCAGUUGAUGUAAACAAUAAUGAUACUACUAUUGUUUCAAUAUUUGCCAAUUGGAUGAAUCCUGAGAAAAAAUUGAUACGAUUAGAAUCAGAUGUUGACAAAGAUGACUCAUCAUCAAGUUUGAUUGCUAAUGAUGACACAAUAAUUAAUAUGGAAUCAAAACUAACAACAAUAAUAAUCAAUGACAAAAACAGUGCUGUUAUAUUCUAA